UCUCCCUAUUCUGCAUCUGAGUCGCACGGAAGAGGGUUCAGAACAGCCUCAGCGAUCUACCUAUUCUUGAGUCUUGUUGUUCAGGGUUUUCAAGGGUCUGGCGCAAUGGGUUCCUCGUCGGUCGUGGUCGUCAGCUUUGCCCUCAUCGCUGUGAUUGCUGUGGUGCUGGCAAUCCCUGCCGUGCACGUCUCUGAUGACGACAGCGACGAGACGCAGCGCACGAGGAUGGACUGCUACAGCGGCGGGCCUGGAGCGUCCCUCCUGUGUCGGGACGUUGAAGAUGAUGACGAUGAUGUUCGGCCGGUCGAGAUCACUUUCAAGCAGCGCCUACAGCGGGAGAAGGACUGCAAGCCUUACCAGGACUACAUCAAGGAGCUCUUCAUCUGCAAGAACAGGACCCUCACCAACUAACUUAGGGGCGAGACAUGGACACUGACGCCUCUCCUCCUCUCCGUGCAUUUUAUAAUUACUGAACUAGGAAGCUUAUUUUUCUUCUUUUCUUGUCUCUGACUCUUGUCUGCCUGCCUGUCUCUCGCUGGCGCCUUUUAUCAUUCUAUCCUCUUGUUUAUUUUUCAUUCUUUUGUCGCCUUUUCUUUUGUUUUUAUCACUGUUCGUCUGUCCCUCUUCCUGUCUGUAUCUUCCUUCUACUUAUUUCUUCAUCUGUCUCGGUUUCUUUCAUCUAUUUCCUAUCGGUAUUGACUUAAACCACCACGCCAGAGGAAGAUUUUUUUAUCUGUUGUACGUCCCCAUCGUCUCUUUCUUUUUAUUUUCUGUUCCCUCCACGAAAUGGAUGACGAAAACGCACGCAAAGAAUGUCCGCCAAAACUGACCAGCAGGACGCCAGGAAGCAGAAGAAAUGGAAACUGCUGGGGAUUCAAGGUGACGCCAAUGACAUCUUGCUCACCUCACUGAUAUUUUUUUGUUUUAUUGUUUUUUUUUUUUUUGUUGUUAUUACGAUGACACGCUUGUUGAGUUUUUUGUUAUUAAUAAAGUUUUGUUGUUGUUA
This is a messenger RNA of Eriocheir sinensis (Chinese mitten crab), 1006 nucleotides long. RefSeq lists its product as uncharacterized. Bases 106 to 411 code for a protein of 101 amino acids. The record is from RefSeq and is a predicted model, not a curated record. The transcript is spliced from 3 exons. Lineage: Eukaryota; Metazoa; Arthropoda; Malacostraca; Decapoda; Varunidae.